ACUUUCUCCUGCCUGGCGUGAGGGCGGGGAGGGGGUACCUCUGUGCCUCGCCUCUGCUUCCUACUCUGUGAUGUGAGGCACAGGCAUGCUCAGUAGCCGGUGCCUACCCCUCCUAUCUCAGCAACAGUGCCUACGGUACUAGGAGACUGCUUGCAGCAGGAGCAGAGCCGGAAAGCCAUCUUUGCUGGAGAGGGAGGCAGCAGACCCUGAGCCGCUCGGCUGCCCGCCAUGUCUGCUCCAGCUCCUACCCAAGGUCCCACCAGUGCUGGUGCUGCAGGGCCACCUCCUGCUACCAAUGUGUCAAGCAACAAACGGCUGCAGCAGACACAAGCCCGGGUGGAUGAGGUGGUCGACAUCAUGAGAAUGAACGUGGACAAGGUGCUAGAAAGAGAUCAGAAGCUAUCAGAGCUUGACAACCGGGCAGAUGCAUUGCAAGCAGGUGCCUCACAGUUUGAAACCAGUGCAGCCAAACUGAAGAGAAAAUACUGGUGGAAAAAUUGCAAGAUGAUGAUCAUCCUUGGUGUAGUAUGCGCAGUCAUUCUCAUUAUAAUUAUAAUUUAUUUCUCCACUUGAAAAAGCGAAGAAGGAAGACUUGGCACAACUUUGUUCAUAUCAACCAACGAUAUCAGUGUUCCUUUGUUGAACUCCGCUUUUUAAUUCCCGGUGUCUUGGGAUUUUUGCUUGUAAUAACCCAUAAGCAUUCAGUGUGGUGUGUUUUGGAAUUCUGUUGUUUCCACAAGAAACUGUACCAGCUAAAUACUGCCAAGUAGUUCCAUACACUGUCUUAUCACUGUGUCUUAAAAUGUGUACGCACUGACCUUCAGAAACUGUAGUAUAUGAAAAGCAUCCUAAACAUCUCAGAAUCAAAGAAUGCAGCUAUGGGGAAGCUCCUGCUUAAAGGGACACUGUCAGGUGGAUUGGACCCAAAUCUAAGGUUGCAGCAAACAUUAGGGCCAAAAUUCUCAAUCUGAGCACCUAAAGUUGGAUGGCAAAAUCCACUAUCAGAUGUAACUUUUUGAGGUAGUGAGUAUCUGCUACUCUCAUUGAAGAGAGUGGUACCUACAAGUAUUCAUGUAAGACAUUUUAUUUCAACUUCGUCAACCAAACAUGGAUUUUUUGAGAUU
Messenger RNA from Nipponia nippon (crested ibis), 1124 nucleotides. Its product is annotated as vesicle-associated membrane protein 2. The record is from RefSeq and is a predicted model, not a curated record. NCBI's taxonomy places the organism in Eukaryota, Metazoa, Chordata, Aves, Pelecaniformes, Threskiornithidae. Gene Ontology annotation, cellular component: membrane. Gene Ontology annotation, biological process: vesicle-mediated transport.